UGUCAUUUUUGUCAUUUGUUCAUCGUCAAAAUUAAGCAGCUCUCUCCCUCCUCUGUGUCUUUGUGCGUGUGAAAAUCUAGGGCUUAAUGUCGUCCGAAUCUGAAAUCCCUGGAUCACCAUCGGUACCCGAAGAUGAAGACUCAUCCAAGUCCGUUAGCAAGAAAGCAGCCAAAAAGGAAGCCGCCAAGCAAGAAAAGUUGCGCCGCCGCCAGGAAGCAACCGCCGCCUCCGCCAUGUCUUCGCUCGCCGUCGAAGAGGAGGGUCCACUUGCCAACAACUAUGGAGACGUCCUUCUCAAUGAGCUUCAGUCCGUCGACAAUCCUGAAGCUGGGAAGUGGAGCGCCGCAGUAUACGGCAAACACUGGACUGAGGUCGGAGCAUUGAUCGACUCAUUGAAGGACCAGGAGGUACUCAUACGUGGCCGUGUACACACCACACGACCCGUCAGCGGCAAGCUCUCAUUUCUCGUGGUCCGAGAGAGAGGAUUCACCGUGCAGUGUGUCGUUACUCUUAAUCCUGAUUACAUCAGCAGGCAGAUGGUCAAGUACGUUGCUUCAUUAAACCGCGAGUCCAUUGUUGAUAUCGUUGGCGUCGUCUCCGUCCCCGGUGUUGCGAUCAAGGGAGCAACACAACAGGUGGAGGUUCAAGUCAGGAAAUUAUAUUGCGUUAACAAAGCUAUGCCAACUCUACCCAUUAAUAUCGAGGAUGCUGCUCGAAGUGAAGCUGAAAUUGAAAAAGCUUUGAAGGAAGGAGAGCAGCUUGUUCGUGUUAAUCAAGAUACACGUUUGAACUAUAGGGUUCUUGACGUGCGAACACCAGCUAAUCAGGCGAUUUUCCGCAUCCAGAGCCAAGUUGGAGCCAUAUUUAGACAAUUCUUGCUGUCUGAGGGGUUUGUUGAGAUCCACACUCCUAAAUUGAUAGCAGGCUCAAGUGAAGGUGGUUCUGCUGUUUUUAAGUUGGACUACAAAGGCCAGUCUGCCUGCCUGGCCCAGUCUCCUCAACUUCACAAGCAAAUGUCAAUCUGUGGAGAUUUUGGGCGGGUUUUUGAGAUUGGUCCUGUUUUUAGAGCAGAGAAUUCAUUCACUCAUAGACAUUUGUGUGAAUUUACUGGUCUUGAUGUUGAAAUGGAGAUUAAGAAACAUUAUUCUGAGGUGAUGGAUCUUGUCGACCGCCUAUUUGUUGCAAUGUUUGACACUUUGAAUGAGAAGUGCAAGAAAGAGCUGGAAGCUGUAGCGAAGCAGUACCCAUUUGAACCUUUAAAGUACAAGCCAAAGACUCUUCGGCUUACAUUUGAAGAAGGUGUUCAAAUGCUGAAGGAUGCUGGUGUGGAGAUUGAUCCUCUUGGGGAUUUAAGUACAGAAGCAGAGAGGAAAUUGGGUCAGCUAGUCUUGGAGAAGUAUGACACAGAGUUCUAUAUACUUCACCGUUAUCCUUUGGCUGUUAGGCCAUUCUAUACCAUGCCCUGCCACGAUAAUCCUGUUUACAGCAACUCAUUUGACGUCUUUAUUAGAGGCGAGGAGAUUAUUUCUGGAGCUCAGCGUGUCCAUGUACCAGAAUUCUUAGCAGAGCGUGCACAGGCAUGUGGCAUCGAUGUUGCGACAAUAGCAACUUAUAUUGAUUCUUUCAGAUAUGGUGCACCUCCACAUGGUGGGUUGGGAGUGGGACUAGAGCGUGUGGUUAUGCUUUUCUGUGGUCUUAAUAACAUUCGUAAAACAUCACUAUACCCCCGUGAUCCACUUAGGCUCGCUCCAUGAUGAUGCUGUUCGGAAGUGAUUUAUGCCUUGUUUUAGACUUUUAGUGCAACAUAUCCUAUUUUUGUUUGAGAUUUUAUGGUUGAAAAUGCAAAUUAUAUACACAAGUUCAUGACCA
Molecule: messenger RNA, 1869 nt
Organism: Pistacia vera
Lineage: Eukaryota; Viridiplantae; Streptophyta; Magnoliopsida; Sapindales; Anacardiaceae
Product: aspartate--tRNA ligase 2, cytoplasmic
Exons: 10
Coding region: 87-1754 (555 amino acids)
Biological process (GO): aspartyl-tRNA aminoacylation
Cellular component (GO): aminoacyl-tRNA synthetase multienzyme complex; cytoplasm; cytosol
Molecular function (GO): RNA binding; aspartate-tRNA ligase activity; ATP binding
Source: RefSeq, a predicted model, not a curated record